AUCUAUAUGGAGCCCCGGAAAUAUUCAACUAAAUGGAAAGUAAGGUUAAAGUACCACUUCUGAGGAACCGGUUAGGACACGUUGGAUGUAUGAAAAUAUUUUGAAAUGGAUAUUGUUAAUUCAGUUUUAAAUAAUGAAAACCCCGGCCAGUCUACUACGGUUCACAAAGAGAUCGAUGCCGAAAUUGACGAGGGAACCUUACUAAUUUCCGAUUACAGUCCUUUUGAUUCAAAGCGAUUCAGGAGCCAGCCAAACGAAUAUUUAAAAGAUCUAACGAGAGACAACGUGCAAUUGUUAAUAAAUAAAAUUUGGACUUUGCCAACGGAGCGUCAAGAAGAAACCAUAGUAGUUAAAUUGCCAUCACCAAAAUUUAUACUUCCAAGAGCUAGACGUGUACCAAAACCAAAGCCACUAACAAAGUGGCAGCAAUUUGCUAAGGAAAAAGGUAUCCGCUCUGGUAAGAAGGAUAAAACAAAGGUCAAGUGGGACGAAGAGCUUCGGAAAUGGAUCCCAAGUUUUGGAUAUCAGCGGGUUAAAGCAGCUGAACAAAAGGAAUGGCUAGUGGAGCUAGGGGCAAAUCAGUCAUCAACCGAAGAUCCCUUUGCCACGGCGAAUGCAGCUAAAAAGGAAAGGCAGGCAAAGAACGAGUUACAAAGGCUCCGUAACAUAGCCAGAGCUAAGAACGUAAAGCUACCCAAGGUCGGUUUGCCCAGCACGGAACACUUCCGAGAUUCCCGCCAGGUUGCGAGUGCAGUUACCGUGGCACGUGUAUCGACUGCGUCGGUGGGAAAGUUUCAAAGAAGAUUGCCAAAAGAAAAGGAUGCAAAAGAAGACAUCGCAAGAGAAGUACCCGGAAUGAAACGAAAGAGAGAACCACCGCCAAAAGACAGCGCGGACGAGAAGAGACGCAAUGCCUCCUUAGUGAACGACAUUUUGUUAAAAAAAACAAAAUCCAGUCUCCUGAACGUCGAAUCGUCGAUACCCUCCGUAUCGGCCGCCCGAUCCUCAAAAACUGGGGGAAAGAAGAAGCCUCGAGCAAAGUCGGGAAAAAAGCCGAAGGGUGGCCAAGGUAACCGGGACGUGAGAUCAAGAGCAGGAGGAAGGAAGAGGCGACACAAGUGAUCCUAAAAUAAAAUCGAAUUCACGAGACAAAGCUGGUGAAAUAUAAAUUGUCGGGAAA
This is a messenger RNA of Orussus abietinus, 1180 nucleotides long. Its product is annotated as ribosome biogenesis regulatory protein homolog. The coding region runs from base 106 to 1122 and encodes 338 amino acids. The record is from RefSeq and is a predicted model, not a curated record. Lineage: Eukaryota; Metazoa; Arthropoda; Insecta; Hymenoptera; Orussidae. Gene Ontology annotation, cellular component: nucleus; nucleolus; preribosome, large subunit precursor. Gene Ontology annotation, molecular function: protein binding. Gene Ontology annotation, biological process: ribosomal large subunit biogenesis; ribosome biogenesis; endonucleolytic cleavage in ITS1 to separate SSU-rRNA from 5.8S rRNA and LSU-rRNA from tricistronic rRNA transcript (SSU-rRNA, 5.8S rRNA, LSU-rRNA). The transcript is spliced from 5 exons.